AUGUCUACGAUAUCUUUGAAUGAGCAUUGCUGGGUAGAUGGAAUAUAUUGUAAAGAAUUAGAUUUCGAAUUCGACGUAGAGAUAACCGAAAAAGAUAAACUGAAAAAUUUAUAUGAUCCCUUUUUCACAUCAGACACUCGAUAUUCAGUUUCUAUGUUAUUACUCUUCGAUCAACUCAGUCUUCGUUUAACAGAUGAUGUAGUUAAACUUUUGCAGAACUGGUAUCCAACCAAAAAAGUUAAUGUGUGGGGUGGUAUGUUACAUCAGAUAUCAAUUUGUGAUAGUAAUACUACUAUACGUCCGUGUCAAGACAACAUGAAUUUCAUUUCUAUUUUACUGAGUGGUAGGAAUAUGGAAUCUUGGUAUUUGGCUUUAGGGCCAUACCAUAAGAAUAAUAACAGGAUUUCAUAUAGAUUUAAAAUCUUCUCCUUGGGUGUACAAUUGAGAAAACACUCGGUUGCUUUUAUGUUUACUUCUGAUAGUCGAGGUGAAAAAUUUUAUUACUAUGAAGCAAGUGUAUUUGAAAAAUACUUUCCGAAAAUUCCAUUAGUUAAAAUUUGUGGUAUGUCUGCAAUUGGAGGAGAAAACCUAAGUGGUUAG
Polistes canadensis is the source of this 600-nucleotide messenger RNA. RefSeq lists its product as uncharacterized. Bases 1 to 600 code for a protein of 199 amino acids. The record is from RefSeq and is a predicted model, not a curated record. Lineage: Eukaryota; Metazoa; Arthropoda; Insecta; Hymenoptera; Vespidae. The transcript has 2 exons.